Molecule: messenger RNA, 531 nt
Organism: Odontomachus brunneus
Lineage: Eukaryota; Metazoa; Arthropoda; Insecta; Hymenoptera; Formicidae
Exons: 2
Coding region: 99-329 (76 amino acids)
Cellular component (GO): extracellular region
Molecular function (GO): chitin binding
Source: RefSeq, a predicted model, not a curated record
GAUUUUGUAUAUAUAAAGUCGAUUUCUGGAUGACGCGAGGCAAUUGAGUUUAAACGACGAGCAAACAUCAAGAUCACGAUCAAAGAACGACACUCAAGAUGAAGUCUUGGACGAUUUUGUUAUGCUUUGUGCUGUGCGUGAUCCCGUAUGUAAUGACACAGUCGGAAGCAUAUGUAUUGUCCUAUCCGGGCGACUGCAGCAAGUAUCAACAAUGCGACGCGAGCGGUUGCUUUAUUAUGAGCUGCGGUAGGGGAACAGAAUUCAAUCCAGCUAUCGGUACCUGCGAUUAUCCUUUGAGGGAUCGCUCAGGAUGUGGUAAUCGCGGAUGAGAGCCUCGAGCUUCGAGUCUAGGAGUGAUAUUUCGUAAGAUGCUGAAUCAUUUUGUAAUUUCCCGACGAAAAAAACAUCAUGUUUGUUGUGUUUGAACGGCUAAAUACUUGUUAUUAUAUUUGUAUAAAUAAAGAGUUACGUAUAUAAAAACUGUAGUAUCGUAUAUAAAAACUGGAUCAAAAUAUAAUUAAUAUUACAUCA